UCCAGAUCACUCAUGGGAGGAGAGUGUUGUACAGAGCGGCUUUUGUGCUCUUCCCAUGGUCGAAGCAGCAGCUGGAAGAUGAACAGGAUGGCAAUAAUAGCACUCGGGACAACUGUAAAUAACAAUCAGUGUUGAAAAGGGAAGAAAAUCAAGCCAAAAAUCAAAAUAUUUUCCAUUUCCUGCAGAAAACCUUACAAAUCUGUUCCUCCUUCUCCAGCAGCUGUUUGACAAAAGAGAGAAAAUCAAGAAAGAAUAAGCAGAUUGUGCAGAACUCAAGGAUACAUUACAUGAGAGGUGAAGGGAGAUUGUUUAUAAUUCAGCAAAAGAGGGAAUAAAUAUCUGGAAGUCUGUUGGGAGGAAAAGAUCAAUAGUAAAGCCACGUAGAACAGACAGGCCUUUCCCUGUGAGGAAGAAGACAGCUUGAAUGAAAGCACCCUUAAACAAGGCAUUGUCCAUAUUUUUCACCUCCUCAAGAAUAUCAGCUGUGGAAAAGCUCCAUAGAUUUGCCUGUUGUGGAAGAAGCACAGAUUGCGAAUCACAACUGAUUAUACACAAGAGGAGCCAAAAAGGAGAAAAUCCAUACAAAUUACCUGGAUGUGGCAAAAACAGCUCCCUUGUGGUUCAUGGAAGCAUCUCUACAUAAGAAGGAAGCCACAAAAGUGCAGUAAAUGCUAUAGUGAGCAUGGCAACAUGGUGUUACAUGAGAUAAUUCACAGGAGGGAGAAAACAUGUGACUGCAGAUUGUGUGAAAGUUUCAUUAGAAAUUCCCAGGUCUUGAGACACUGAAUGAUGCAUACAAAAGAAUAAAACCAUUUGAACAUCCUUUCUGUGGGAAAGGUUUCAGUGAGAAUUACACCCUAGUGAAGCCCCUGAGGAUCCCACAAAAGUGAAAUCCUUUGAAUGUCCUGAUUGUUGGAAAACUUGCAGUUAUGAUUCCAAUUUGUGAAACACCAUGGAAACCAUAAAGGAGAAAAACCCAUUCAAUGUCUUGACUGUGGGAGAAGUUUCAAUCGUAAUUCCCACGUGAUAAUACAUCAGAGCAUUCACUACAUGGAGAAAUCUUAUAAGUGUGGAGAUUGUGGGAAAAGUUUCAUUAGAAAUUCCCACCUACACAAGACCACGCACACAGGAGGGAAAGCUUUUGAAUGUCCUGAUUGUGGGAAAAGCUUUAUUGAUGAUUCCAGCCUGGUGAAACACCAGAAGACACACACAAGAGAGAAACCAUUUGAAUGUCCUGACUGUGGGAAACGUUUCAGUUGGAAUUCCCAUCUGGUGAUACACCAGAGGACUCAUGCAGGAGAGAAACCCUUUGAAUGUCCUACCUGUGGGAAAAACUUUAGUAAUAAUUUUAAUCUGGUGACACACCAGAGGACUCACACAGGAGAGAAACCCUUUGAAUGUCCUGAUUGUGGGAAAAGUUUUAGUCUGAGUUCCAGCCUGGUGACACACCAGAGGACUCACACAGGAGAGAAACCCUUUGAAUGUCCUGAUUUGGUGACACACCAGAGGACUCACACAGGAGAGAAACCCUUUGAAUGUCCUGAUUGUGGGAAAAGUUUUAGUCUGAGUUCCAGCCUGGUGACACACCAGAGGACUCACACAGGAGAGAAACCCUUUGAAUGUCCUGAUUGUGGGAGAGGUAUCAGUAAGUAUUCCUACCUAAUGAUACACCAGAGGACUCACACCGUGGAGAAAUCUUUGAAAUUUCCAAUCUGCAGUCAUUACUUCAAGCAUAAAUCAUCCCUUAUUGCACACAAGUUAGUCCAUAUGAGGAAAGGUAGAUGA
Molecule: messenger RNA, 1785 nt
Organism: Thamnophis sirtalis
Lineage: Eukaryota; Metazoa; Chordata; Lepidosauria; Squamata; Natricidae
Source: RefSeq, a predicted model, not a curated record